Molecule: messenger RNA, 2580 nt
Organism: Harpia harpyja (harpy eagle)
Lineage: Eukaryota; Metazoa; Chordata; Aves; Accipitriformes; Accipitridae
Gene: HSF4
Product: heat shock transcription factor 4
Exons: 12
Coding region: 806-2041 (411 amino acids)
Biological process (GO): regulation of DNA-templated transcription
Molecular function (GO): DNA-binding transcription factor activity; sequence-specific DNA binding
Source: RefSeq, a predicted model, not a curated record
AAAAAGGUCACAUGGAUUGCUGUUUGCAAAAAGUUCCAAGGCAGCUUCAGUGCGUGGUGUCUCACAGGCUCUUUCUGCGCCAGCUUAAAACUGUCAGCAGGUAGAAGGCCAGGCAGGGGAAGCAGAUGGCCUGCAUGUGUCUGUCUCUGUCAGCGAUCCCAGGCACUUUGCCUUGUUUUGCAAUCACAGAUCCUGGCAAUGCAACCUCUGAAACGGAUAUCUUAUCUGGUUAACAUGCAUGUUGCUAGCUUGCACUGUAAAGCAUGACUCUUAACAUUUUGCGGUUGCCCUUGUGGCUGUGUACUUUGAAAACCAGUCAAGAGAAGGUGCGUAGUGCUUCUGGAUCAGUGUGGUGUCUCCAGGGAUGAUUUGCUUUCUUGCCUUGCUGUUUCUUGUACCAUGCCUCCAAGCAGCACUUCCUCCAGGACUGCUGCACUCUGGAGCAGAUGGGUCAGAGUUAGACCUAUACAAGCAGAUCGAGGGGUUAUAAUGGCAAUUCCCACUUUUCAGGACCUGCUUCAGACACCAGAAUCUUUCUGUGAGGUCCACGCAAGGGUGGACAAUCACAAGCUACCAGCUAUUUGUGUGUAAAAGUCUGUAGUUUCUUUCUCACAUCCAAGGCUCUGAACUAAGCAGUAGCAAAGUUUAGUAGAAAAAGAUCAAAACUGACUGUACCAGAACGGAAAGGAGCACAUCCAUCAUUGAAGGCUGUUGUCACUCUUCUCAGCUUCAAGGUGACAAUUCAGAGGGCACGACUUCCCCUGCUGUAGGACUCAAGGGAAUCACCUCCUCCUGGGCCCCUCUCAUGGUCAGGGACGCUCCUCUGACUUCACCUUUGUCCUUGUCUCCUUUGCAGAAUGGCACCAGCUUCCAUGUGUUCGACCAAGGACGCUUUGCCAAAGAGGUGCUGCCCAAGUAUUUCAAACAUAACAACAUGGCCAGUUUCGUCCGGCAGCUGAACAUGUACGGCUUCAGGAAGGUGGUGAACAUCGAGCAGGGGGGUCUCGUCAAGCCCGAGCGGGACGACACCGAGUUCCAGCACCUCUGCUUCCUGCAGGGCCACGAGCACCUCCUGGAGCACAUCAAGAGGAAGGUGUCGGUAGUGAAAAGUGAGGAGACCAAGAUGCGCCAGGAGGACCUCAGCAGGUUGCUAUACGAGGUACAGAUACUGAGAAGUCAGCAGGAGAACAUGGAGUGUCAAGUGCAGGACAUGAAGCAGCAAAAUGAAGUUCUUUGGCGGGAAGUUGUUUCUCUCCGGCAGAACCACUCACAGCAACAGAAGGUGAUCAACAAGCUGAUUCAGUUUCUGUUUGGCCAGCUCCAAUCAAGCCCUAGCAGCACUGGGAUAAAGAGGAAGCUACCUCUGAUGCUUGACAAUGGGAUCUCAGCUCCACAAGUGGCCAAGUUCAGCCGGCAUUUGUCUACAGACCCCCUGCAUGACCCCUAUUUCAUACAGUCGCCGUCAACAGAACCUGCCUCUUGCUUAAACAGCCCUGCAAUUGCUGGAGGACCCAUCAUAUCUGAUGUUACUGAAGCAUCACCAUCCAACAUAAUAAAUAUGCAAUCCCCUCCUGAAAAUGACAGAGAGAAGUGCCUCAUGCUGAUCAAGGAAGAGCCAGUCAGCCCUGGAGUGAAAGCCAGCGCUGAGCCUGAUGUCCACCUGCCAGGCUGCCGGGCUUGCUCUGAGCCGCCUGUGCUCCCGGUCGCCAUGGUUCAGUCUGUUUUGGAAGGCAAAGGGAGCUGUGGUGCAGCCCCACCAGGGACCUCACAGCCAUCUGAGAGAAGAGGCAGAAGGGCAUUGCUGGACAGAACAGAUAUUUCAGACCCGUUGGAGGGCACGGACUGGAGCUUGGAAGGGCUGCAGCUGCUGCUGAGGAGCCAGCAGUACGGCCUGGAGCCCGCCAGCCUCUUGGAUGUCUUUAAUCCCAAUUUAUCUUUGAGUGAGUGGAAUUUGACUGAAAUGGAAGCCAGUCUGUCCCCGUUUAUAUUUUUGCAUCAAGAUGCAGCGACUCACAGUGGAUCUGGAGAAGAAUGCAACUGAGCUGCCCUCAAAAGUGUUCAACCCACCGUUUAACAACACCUGCCCAGGGAAAGAUGUCAUUCUUGAAAGCACCCAGCAGUUCCUCAUUGAUCGUCAGUCAAUCUUUGGAAACGACCUCAUCAGCUUGCCUGAAAGUUCAUCGCUUUAUGUUCCAUCUGAAAAUAUGGCUUCCUACCUGUCCUCUGUGGGUGUCCAAGGGGAUAUCCCAUUAAACCUGAGCUCUUCAACUGACAACAACCAGUGAUUUAGCUUCCCAGAAACAUCAUCUCCCUCCCACCCAUCCAAGCAUCCACAGGUUUGAAUGUAAAGAAACAAAAGUGACUCAGAAACCCACAAGAGAGUUUCUUUUUGUGCCCUUUCUUUUUGAGUAGAUGGAAAUGUUCAUUAGCUGUUGUAUUACCCUCCCUGCACCUGGAUUUCAGUGUUUGCCCAGGAUAACAAUUUUAAAACAAAAUACUGCUUCUGGUGCUUCCUCCUAUGCGGAGUGAGAGCUUGGCAGGAUUUUUUUUUCUUGAAAAUGCUUUUAGCAAUUCAAAAUC